Molecule: messenger RNA, 489 nt
Organism: Manduca sexta (tobacco hornworm)
Lineage: Eukaryota; Metazoa; Arthropoda; Insecta; Lepidoptera; Sphingidae
Gene: RpL31
Product: 60S ribosomal protein L31
Exons: 3
Coding region: 98-472 (124 amino acids)
Biological process (GO): cytoplasmic translation
Cellular component (GO): cytosolic large ribosomal subunit; ribosome
Molecular function (GO): structural constituent of ribosome
Source: RefSeq, a predicted model, not a curated record
UUCUGAUCUGGCAACACUAGUUGGCACGUUAGUUUGACAGUUGAUUUUGACAGUUCUUUCAUAAACCGAUUUUGGUACACGGAACUCCAAGAUCGCAAUGGCUAAACCCAAAGGCGAGAGGAAAGGCAAAUCUGCCAUAAACGAAGUUGUGACUCGUGAAUACACAGUGAACUUACACAAGCGCCUUCAUGGUGUAGGAUUCAAGAAACGCGCUCCCCGCGCCAUCAAGGAGAUCAGGAAAUUCGCUGAAAAACAAAUGGGCACCCCAGACGUCAGGGUCGACACUCGCCUAAACAAAUACCUGUGGUCUAAGGGAGUCAGGAAUGUCCCAUUCCGAGUACGUGUAAGGUUAUCCCGCAGACGCAAUGAUGAUGAAGACUCAGCCCACAAGCUGUUCACUCUCGUCACAUAUGUGCCUGUUGCAUCCAUCAAGGGCCUGCAGACAGAAAAUGUUGACGCUAGCCAAGAAUAAACAUUUAUAUUAAGCAA